CAAUGAACACACGUGUGCUGUGCUUUGUUUUUCUCGAUGCAUUCAGUUUCAGUAAAUUAGCUUCGGCAAGAUAAAAAGGCUAUAGUACCAAAUCUCGAUGCAUUCAGUUUCAGCAAAUUAGCUUCGGCAAGAUAAAAAGGCUAUAGUACCAAAACUGCAGCAUAAAGGCGUCAUUUAAUUUGAUCAGUAUCCGGUUGACUGAUUUUCAUGUAUGCACAUCUAAAAUGGUUUUCAAACAUUUGACCUUUUGCCUGUUAGGUCAUAUAUGGGCAUUUGGAAUUCAGAAAUCGGAACAAAGUAUCAUGCUCAAGAGCGAGGCUUAUGAAGAGAUCGUAAAAUCGACAGCUUACAUCGAUAAAACCUCGUUUAUUCGAGAUUUAUUUAACCUGCCGCAAUAUCUGGUGAUCACAGGCCCUCAGGGUUUCUCGAAAACGACGAACCUGAACAUGCUGAAAUCAUUCUUUGAACACGAGCUUGAUGAGACCCAUACUGCGAAGGACCCAAAAACCUCAAAAAAACUACAGACAUUCAAAGAUAAAAAAAUAUUCACCGAUGAGAAAAUUUUUUGGCAGUACUUCGCUAAGUACCCCGUCAUCCACUUAGACCAAAGCGCUGUAACGACGAAAAACUUCGACGAGUUUUUGAAAAGCUUCGUUAAGCACUGUAUAGACCCUCUAACGGAGAAAUUCGGUUACUUAUGGAAUGAUACCGACACCAAGAUGAAUGAAAAAGCCAAAAAAGGUUAUCCAUGGACGAAAGACGACCUCCAAGACUUCGGUGCAGAACUUGCAAGUCUUCUACAUCAUCAUCACGGAACCAAACCUAUACUUUUGAUUGAUGGGUACGAUUCUCCUUCAGUCUCCGCCCUUCUGGACGCGGGUGUCUCUGAAAAAGACACCGAGGCUAUCGUACAGUUCUUGAGUAGUUUUGUUGCCGAAAUAAUACAACAUAACCACAACACUUUUCGUGCCGUUUUGACCGGGCGUUUGGCCCUGUCACUGAUCCCAAAACUGAAAUAUCGUAAAAUUUUCGAGUCCGAAAAAUUGUCCUCUGCGUACGGCUUUCUAGAGGCCGACCUCAAUGAGCUUGAAAAGCGAUUCGCAAUGGCGUCUCCUGAUAUGGAGCACACCAGAGCUUACUACAGAGGAUAUUGCGUGUAUGAAAAACCAACAGAACGAAUAUACAGUUCUCAAUCAAUCAUUUAUUCACUGCUCAGUAGAACAGUAAUUGAAUAUUGGUCGGGGGAUGUCAUCGAUAAACUGAGGCCUCUCCUAGGGGCUGAACAGUGGGGGCCAGCGCUGGAAAUGUGCAUCCUGAAACGCUGUAAGAUUACAGUGACAGGUCCCAUGAAAAAAACCGAUGUAAUGCAGCUCAAAAAAUCUCUGCUCUCCUCUAAAAAAGCAGACCCUGGCGGACAAUUCUUGUUUCAGAUUUUGGUGGAAACUGGUUAUUUCACGGUGGAGGAAAAACAGGGGGUGUUGCACACUAUCUCGGUGCCGAACGUUGAGGUGCAAACGGUUAUGAUGGACGAGUUCUACCGCGGUAGGUACUUGCACGAGCGGUAUGGAUUCACCGAAGAAGACGAAAAGCACUAUUUGACGUCACUCGAUAAGUUGAGCUCGGACGUAACCACACUGCAUACCCUCGUGCGGUCUGUCCAGACGUUAUUUCGAAAUUUGGCACCCAAAGAUGAGGUUUUCAUGCAGGUUGUGUUGCUCCACCCACUUUUGAACUGCUCGGAAUUCUCGACUUAUCCCUUUGAUAGGGACGAUACUUCUAUCUCAAGUUAUGCUAUUUUCGCCAAACGGUGGCGCGAUCAUGCAGGGAUCCUUUUCGAAGCGAGGGCUGGUCCCAAGCUUGAUCAACAAACUAAAAGGGAUGUCUCAAAUGUAUUCGAACAAUUUCCUGACUUGAAGGAUACGGUUGAUUUACGUUUGGUUGUGAGCGGGAAAAACGAGGUCUAUGGUUUUUAUAAUUAUACAACUUUUGGUGGAAGCUCCGUAUGUGAACUUUGGCCACCGCAGAAGAAAGUCACUUGAGGUGAUAGUACUGUAUCCAGUUGAGGGCGUUGUGUCAAACUUGUGGGAGAGUUGGAGUUUAGUCUUUUAAGAUAAAACGUAUCUCUAGAAGCAAUACGACGCUUAAAAGAUGUUUUAAAAUAUAUCUAAAAACGAAAAAAAAUGUUUCAGGCACAUCUCUUUAAAGCAGGGGAAAAAUUAAGGCAUCUAAAAAUGACUUCAAAACGUCUCACCUCGUAAGUUAUCGUGGCCCUUGUGUGUUUUAAGAAUGUUUUGAAGUAAUUUUUUUAUGAUUUUAAAAACAUCUUCAAAAAAUUGGAGUUUCUUUUCUGUAUAAAAAUAAUUAUAAG
This is a messenger RNA of Bemisia tabaci, 2368 nucleotides long. RefSeq lists its product as uncharacterized. The record is from RefSeq and is a predicted model, not a curated record. Lineage: Eukaryota; Metazoa; Arthropoda; Insecta; Hemiptera; Aleyrodidae.